Molecule: messenger RNA, 1247 nt
Organism: Rattus rattus (black rat)
Lineage: Eukaryota; Metazoa; Chordata; Mammalia; Rodentia; Muridae
Gene: Eif1ad
Product: eukaryotic translation initiation factor 1A domain containing
Exons: 6
Coding region: 577-1080 (167 amino acids)
Biological process (GO): translational initiation
Cellular component (GO): nucleus
Molecular function (GO): translation initiation factor activity; RNA binding
Source: RefSeq, a predicted model, not a curated record
UUUCCGGUCCCUUUCAGGAAGCCACGCUGCUUUCGAUGGAUUUUGUUUCUCCGGCGGCCCUUCCCGUCUGUGGGAUUGACGCUUCCGAGGAGAAUACUUUUUUCCUGUCUAGCACCUGGAACUUGGGUUUGUCUGACUUGAUGGAGGGAAGAGUUAAAGGAACGGACAAAGAGGGGGCGGGGCAUCCGGAGGGCCUCUGAGAACCCCGGAAGUGCAAUUCACGGCGCGGUUUCCUCAGAGUCAGGUUUAUCACCUCAAACCCGCAGACGGAAGGUAGGAACACCGGAGGUUUGAGACCAAGCGUCCAAACCGGCGCUACCGUCGUCACCACCUGCAAGUCGCAUCUCUUUGCUUUUUUGUUGACUCACUCUUGAGGUGAGUCGUGGACGAGCUGCUUUCACCGUCAACCUGGAAAACGGAGCUUGCUUGUGUAGCGCCGAGCGGGGCAAGGUGGCACUUUUUCGUAUAAGGCUGCUUCUCUUGAAAGCAGUCCUGGCUUCUAAGACUGGCAUCCAAAUAAUUCUGGAAGAAGAGCUGACAGUCCGUGCACCCUAACAACCCUGGACAAUAACCAGCAUGUCUCAGGCCAGCAAGAGGAAGCAUGUGGUGCAGGAGGUGCUGGGGGAGCACAUGGUGCCUUCUGACCAACAGCAGAUAGUGAAAGUCCUCAGGACUCCUGGGAACAAUCUGCAUGAAGUAGAGACAGCACAAGGGCAGCGCUUCCUGGUGAGCAUGCCCUCCAAAUACCGCAAGAACAUCUGGAUCAAGAGAGGGGACUUCCUCAUUGUUGACCCUAUUGAAGAAGGAGAAAAAGUGAAGGCUGAGAUCUCUUUUGUGCUCUGCAAGAACCAUGUCCGCUCUCUACAGAAGGAGGGUCACUGGCCUGAGGCCUUUUCUGAGGUAGCUGAGAAACAAAACAAUGUGAACAGAGAGAGUCAGCCGGAACUCCCCACUGAGCCACAGCUGUCAGGAGAAGGGUCAGGUUCUGAAGAUGAUUCUGACCUCUUUGUCAACACCAAUCACAGACAGUAUCAUGAGAGUGAGGAGGAGAGUGAAGAAGAAGAGGAGGAGGCGGCCUGAGCCCCAGGACCCACUUUUCUACUUGCUCAGGGACUACCCCUUGGCUUUUCUGGGUUUGGACAUUCCCAGGGUGCCCUGCAGAUCUUUUCCUUUGGAUGGGGACAAAGCAUGGCCCCUUUCUGAACUGACGUAAAAAGAAUUAAACCCCUGGUGGGUAGUGACUUACA